Atta colombica is the source of this 1179-nucleotide messenger RNA. RefSeq lists its product as uncharacterized. The record is from RefSeq and is a predicted model, not a curated record. The transcript has 3 exons. Bases 532 to 1008 code for a protein of 158 amino acids. Lineage: Eukaryota; Metazoa; Arthropoda; Insecta; Hymenoptera; Formicidae.
UCCGUAGCGAACUGCCGCAUUGUACGGACGUGAGUUGAGAAACGGAUUGCCGGAACAGGCGAUACGCCAGCUGUAACUAAACGGAAAGGGCAUAAAAGACGCACGCAUUAUCGAGCAUAUCGCAAACGCACUUGUGCGAGCGCGACGUGUAUGAAGUUUUCCAGUUCGAUCUGCUGGACGAAGCGGUCAUCGUCAACAUCGUCGACACCGUCAGCGAUUGAUCGCAAAGCGGAAGAAUUCUUCGGAGGCGAAAAUUCUUAGCGAGAACUCGCAGGCAAGGCAUCAUCCAUAGGAGCUACUGACGCGCCAGUGUAACGAUUGGCCUUUUCUCUCUCUCUCUCUCUCUCUCUCUCUCUCUCUCUCUCUCUCACUCUUGCGUGGUGCGAGCCGUGCAAGGUCUUAAAACUUUCUAAGAGUAUUUUAGAAAAGAGAGAAAGAGAGAAAGAGAAAGAGAUUGCGGAACGUAAAAAGAUAGGGACGAACCGGACAGGCGAAGUGUGAAACGGAGACCAGAUAAUAAAAGUCUACGAGAUGGCGUUUAUGAUGCCUGUGGUGAAAAACGAAUGGGACAUUUAUAAGACUAAUAGGAGUCGACGAUCGUCCGAGUGCUCGAAUCCGCAGGCUUGUCGUAGCCGAAAGGUCUGGCGAACCGGCAGACACAGCCGUCUUGCGAAGUGCGGCACGUCCGAUCGUCCUCCCGUCUCGGUUCUCAUGGUAUCCGAGUGUUCCAAGUCGGAGGGACCGUCGUUGUCGACCUCCCCCGGUUCUGACUUUCUUACCUCGCCGGCGCACCGGUCCGUGCCGCUGACCUCGCGGCACUUCUCGAGGACGUCUUCAAGGGCGUCGCAGAGCUCUCUCCAGAGCCCGAGCAAGAGCACGAGCACGUCGCCGCCGAAGACCGGCAGCUCGAACUCCCUCAACAAGUUUCAUAAUCGAUUGGUGGAUAAGCUGAAGCGCUCGCUGAAGAAGGCGGAAGAUUGCGCGGAGGAUCAACGUAACCUAUCGUGAAACAAUCAAGGGGUUUUGGGCCGGCCACCCGCGUCCGGUUCGAAACCGAUCGAGAUCCGACGCACUUCGGCACCCGUUACCGUAUCCGAGUCGAGCAGCAACGUGGCGGCGCGCUCGUGUCCGGAUCCGCCUUCAGCUUGGUAAAGAAGAAAAAGAAAGGAGAAAGAAAAA